AUUUCGAUCGGAGAUGAGCUUUAAACAUGAGAGCAUAACCUCAGGGUUGUGUUCCCUAUCAAAACAGUCCGUUUCGACUUGGAAAAGCGCUUCAAGUAGCGGGGGUGUAUGAGGAGCAGAAGUGCAAAGCUUUCACCUCGAUCAGGUAGCGAAGGAGGUGAAAGUAGGAGUCGAAGAGGGGGGGCUGUGGCUGGAUUUAGUGAAAGAAAACAAUAUGGCCGCGGUGGAGCUGGAAUGGAUCCCCGAGACCCUGUACAACACUGCUAUCUCCGUCGUGGUCGAUAACUAUGGCCGAUCGCGACGGGACAUCCGCUCUCUGCCUGAAAAUAUACAGUUUGAUGUGUACUAUAAGCUUUACCAGCAAGGCCGGCUCUGCCAGCUGGGAGGGGAGUUCUGUGAGCUGGAGGUCUUUGCCAAAGUCCUCAGGGCCUCUGACAAAAGGCACCUCCUACACCACUGCUUCCAGGCUCUGAUGGACCAUGGUGUGAAAGUUGCUUCAGUCCUGGCCAACUCCUUCAGCCGUAGAUGUUCAUACAUCGCAGAGUCGGAUGCACAUGUGAAAGAGAAAGCUAUACAAUUUGGCUUUGUUUUAGGUGGCUUCUUAUCAGAUGCCGGCUGGUAUGGAGAUGCAGAGAAAGUCUUCCUGUCGUGUCUCCAGCUGUGUACACUCCACGAUGAGGUUCCACACUGGUAUCGUGCAGUGGAGUGCUGUGUGAGGUUGCUUCAUGUGCGUAAUGGCAACUGCAGAUACCACCUGGGAGAAGAAACCUUCAAGCUGGCUCAAUCUUACAUGGAUAAACUAGCCAAACACGGCCAUCAGGCCAAUAAGGCUGCUCUGUAUGGAGAACUGUGUGCCCUACUCUUUGCCAAAAGCCACUAUGAUGAGGCAUAUAGGUGGUGUAUAGAGGCUAUGAGGGAGAUCACAGUGGGCUUACCUGUGAAAGUAGUAGUUGAUGUUUUAAGACAAGCCUCCAAGGCUUGUGUUGUUAAGCGAGAGUUUAGGAAAGCUGAACAACUGAUUAAGCAUGCAGUGUUUUUGGCACGGGAACAAUUUGGGCACAAGCACCCAAAAUACUCAGAUACACUACUAGAUUAUGGAUUUUAUCUUUUAAAUGUGGACAAUAUCUGUCAAUCAGUGGCCAUUUACCAGACUGCACUCGAUAUUCGACAGUCAGUGUUUGGAGGAAAGAAUAUCCAUGUUGCCACAGCACAUGAGGACCUGGCCUACUCUUCCUAUGUACAUCAGUACAGCUCUGGUAAAUUUGACAACGCACUAUUCCAUGCAGAACGUGCCAUAGACAUCAUAACUCAUAUACUCCCUGAAGACCAUCUGCUGCUGGCCUCGUCCAAGAGGGUGAAAGCCCUGAUCCUGGAGGAGAUCGCUAUCGACUGCCAUAACAAAGAAACGGAGGAACGCCUCCUGCAGGAGGCCCAUGAUCUGCACCUCUCUUCCCUCCAAUUGGCCAAAAAAGCCUUCGGAGAGUUCAAUGUACAGACGGCUAAACAUUACGGCAACUUGGGUCGACUCUACCAAUCCAUGCGGAAAUUCAAGGAGGCAGAGGAGAUGCACAUCAAGGCCAUUCAGAUCAAGGAGCAGCUGUUGGGGCAGGAGGACUAUGAGGUGGCUCUAUCAGUGGGACACUUGGCCUCACUCUACAACUACGACAUGAAUCAGUAUGAUGAUGCUGAGCGGCUCUACUUGCGCUCCAUCGCCAUUGGCAAGAAGCUGUUUGGGGAGGGUUACAGUGGACUGGAAUAUGACUACAGAGGCCUCAUAAAACUGUACAACUCAGUUGGAAACUACGAGAAGGUCUUUGAGUACCACAAUAUUCUGUCCAACUGGAACCGUUUAAGAGACAGGCAAUUUGCCGUAGCUGACGCACUGGAGGAUGUCAACACGAGCCCCCAGGCCACAGAGCAGGUGGUGCAGUCUUUCUUGUUAUCCCAGAGCCAUGGAGCAGGACGCUCCUGCUUGGGCUAAUGACCGGGAUAUCCACCGUUCAACUCGCAUAGAUGUGCACACCCACCCCCAUUAUCACACACAUUCACACUGAUGUAUUCACAUGUAGUCAAGAAAGGCGAGUGUGAAAUUGUUGUCUUGAGCUUUUCAAAUUUGGACUGGUCUGUCAGUUCACUCGUACCAGCAGCUCCCCUCGACCUGUUCAUAUUCUUUAUAAUGGGAGAAAAACCAUGGCAUUUUUCCACUCAUACGAUGGAUAAGUAACCAUUUGUCGAAUUUGAGUCAUGUCGAAGAAGCCGACCAUUUCUCAGAUGGCUGAAGACAUAAGAAAAAUAGAGCAGUCCAACAUAGAGCUUUGCUCACGGAAAUGCCCUUUUGAUUUUGUGUCACCAUGUUUUUGAUUAUCAUAAUUUUAUUUACAUUUAUUUUGUAUCUGAAGGAGAGGUGCUCCACACUACAGGAAUAGUUUGCUUUAUUACUGCAUCAUCUGUUUGUGGAGAAUUGCUAAGUGUAGCAACCACUGAAUCAGAUUUGAUGGAAAAUGUAAAUGAGUAAAGGAACAUCCAUAAACAUGCGUGUCCCCAUUAACAUGAGGAUUAGAGCUUGACUUCAUGUAUUACAAAGCUUUGCAUUGAGGAUUACUUGUGUGCUCUCUGGAAAAUGAGACUAGCCAUGUUACAUUAUGGACCAUUAUGUAAUUGUUUUUUUGCUUUUUCUUAUUAAUUCAUUCAUGUCAUGUGUGGAAUCUACAGUAUGGACCAGUGUGUUUACGAUUGCUCUAGAUUCCUUGUUUUAAGUUCUUCUCUUCUGGUUUUGUAUCCACUUAGUACCGAAAUAGCUUAUUUUAAACUGCCAAUAAUUUAUAUGCAAGGUAUGCUAUGACUUGUUGGUGUAACAUUGAGCCAAAACGACUCUUGUUAAUAAUACGUUUGAGAUCACAGCUAACGUCUUUUGCCAUAACAAGUGCAAAGAGUGGGCGACAGGUUUGUGAUUUUGACUUUCUCGCAGUGUGGAGCCUUAUAACACAACACGCAUUCGCCUAAGCACAAUAAGCUGGAGUGGUGGUAGUUACGGAACAAGGUUUCCUAAGUCGUUGUCAUUAUCCUUUCAGAGCUCAGCCCUGGGUGGUGUUGAUUAACACCUUUGGCCCACUGCCAGCUGACUGGACACACAGAGGAAAGGGCUGAGCCCAGCACCUGUCUUUGUGAAGAGGUACCACUGCAGGGGAACCAAUAGUCGGUGGGUGUAGUGUGCAAACCAAUGCGCUUUUGUAGUGGCGGUGCUUCUGAGAGUGCAAUAUAACAUUAAGGAUGAAAUGGACGAUAUUUGCUAAAUGCACCUGUACCACUGUUCUCCGAAUCCACUCCAGAUCUAUUUCACUGUCUUGCUCCUAAAAGCUACUCUCUCAAAUAAAAACGUUUUAAAUUAAGACACUGGAGUCACAUCUAGGACUCUAAAGUUUGUGAUUUUGUUGUCAUGCCAUCAAAAAAAUAAUGCUUUAUCAUAAUUGACACAACCGCUUAUUAAAUUGACAUCACAUUGUUUUACCUCAUAGAGAUCUCAUUGUUUUUGCAUCUACAAAAACAGCCUUGCUGCAGGCUAUGCACUGUUGAGACCCGUAAUUAACAAUGUGCUGUUAAAUGCACCCAAAAAUGAAAAUUCUCUAAUUUAUUCCCUGUAAUGCCAUCCAUUCUUUUAGAAGAAUAUCUCAGCUCUGUAGGUCCAUACAAUGCAAGUGAAUGGUGACCAGAAGCUCCAUAAAUCACAUAAA
Molecule: messenger RNA, 3731 nt
Organism: Xyrauchen texanus (razorback sucker)
Lineage: Eukaryota; Metazoa; Chordata; Actinopteri; Cypriniformes; Catostomidae
Gene: appbp2
Product: amyloid beta precursor protein (cytoplasmic tail) binding protein 2
Exons: 12
Coding region: 215-1981 (588 amino acids)
Biological process (GO): intracellular protein transport
Molecular function (GO): protein binding
Source: RefSeq, a predicted model, not a curated record